Molecule: messenger RNA, 6994 nt
Organism: Anguilla rostrata (American eel)
Lineage: Eukaryota; Metazoa; Chordata; Actinopteri; Anguilliformes; Anguillidae
Gene: spock1
Product: SPARC (osteonectin), cwcv and kazal like domains proteoglycan 1
Exons: 12
Coding region: 142-1548 (468 amino acids)
Biological process (GO): anatomical structure development
Molecular function (GO): collagen binding; extracellular matrix binding; calcium ion binding
Source: RefSeq, a predicted model, not a curated record
CAGUUUCGCAGCGGAGUUGGGAGGUAGCGCAGGUUUCUGGAUAUUUUACAAUCAUUUAUAACUAAAUAAAGCCAACAGUUCGAGUGAAAACUUAACAUCAUUGACUUGUUUUUCCUGAGAAGCGGACGCGAACUACCCAAAAUGCUGCUGCUCUGCCUGCUGGGGGUUUCGGCUCUGCUUCUGCACGCAGAGGGCAGACGCGCGGAAAUGACCAUCGCCAAUAACAACAAUGGACAUUCACUGGACAAUGACAAAUGGUUGAGCACCGUCUCCCAGUACGACAAGGACAGAUACUGGAACAAAUUUCGAGAUGUAAGUUACUGGGAUUACUUCAGAAACUGGAGUCUCGGCCAGUCGCUUGACCAAGAGACGGACGUGAGGUCCAGCAGGCACGGCGAACCCGGGUCCAAAGGCCUUGCAGCUCCCGGCAAGUGGAGAUUAGAGGACGGACUGGAUGCCACCAAAGACCCCUGCUUGAAGGUGCGCUGCCCCGCCCACAAGGUGUGCGUCACCCAUGACUACCAGACCGCCAUCUGCAUCAGCCACCGACAGCUGCCAAACAGUGCAAAGCCCAGGAGAGGUGGCCUGCCUCAUAAACACUGGAUGGGUGCGGUGCAUCAUGGGAAAUGCAGAGCGUGCCCCGUGGUCCAUCCCAGCUCAGUGUGCGGGUCAGAUGGGCACACGUACUCAUCCAAGUGUAAGAUGGAGUUCCAGGCGUGCACCUCAGGAAAGACCAUCUCUCUAAAGUGUGAGGGACCGUGCCCCUGUCUUCCCGGGCAGGAUGCUGUCAAGACCCGGAGCGAGAAGAACACUUGCAGUGACCAGGAUCUCAGAAGCUUGGCCUCCCGGCUGAAGGACUGGUUUGGCGUUCUGCACCAGGACGCCAACAGGGACCUGAAGUCCACCGCCACGUCAGACGCAGUCCAAGGCCGCUUUGACACCAGCCUCCUGCCCAUCUGCAAGGAUUCGCUGGGCUGGAUGUUCAACAAGCUGGACAUGAACUACGACCUCUUGCUGGACCACACCGAGCUGAGCGCCAUCUACCUGGACAAGUACGAGCUGUGCAUGAAGCCGCUCUUCAACUCCUGCGACUCCUACAAGGACGGAAAGCUGUCAAACAACGAGUGGUGCUACUGCUUCCAGAAACCCGAUGGACUUCCGUGCCAGAAUGAGUUGAACAGGGUUCAGAACCAGAGCCGACGGAAGCCUCUGAUAGGUGGAUUCAUCCCCAGGUGUAAUGAGGAAGGCUACUUCAAGCCUACUCAGUGCCACGGCAGUGUGGGUCAGUGCUGGUGUGUGGAUAAGUAUGGGAACGAGAUCGCUGGAUCCAGGAAGCAGGGCCACCCGAACUGUGAUGAGGACCUGGAGAGCUCUGGGGAUUUUGGCAGUGGGGGGGCAGUGAUCCUGCUGGAUGACCAGGAGGAGGAGCCCGAGGUGGCAGGGGGCCGGCAGAAGGAGCGAAGAGGCCGCAUCCACCCGCGGGGGGCCAUCGAGGACGACGAGGACGGCGAGGAUGACAAAGAUGACGAGACUGGCUAUGUGUGGUAGCUCCGCCCCCUCCCCUGACAACAGCUUUCCAGGGACUACCAUUAUCUGAAAAGAUCUAAAGCCAUUCCAGCGUCCUCUCCCCUUCUUUCUUUCCAUCUCUCUUUCUCCCUCCCCUUUUCCUGCCAUCCCUUAUUCACACCUUCCCUCCUACCCUUCCUCGGUUUUAUUUUCUUUAUUCCCUCCAUCCUGUCUUUCCGCAUCUAUUAUGUAAUCUCCUCCCCUCUCUCCCUACCUCCCAUUCUCUUUCUUUCUCACGCCCCCUGUUCCAUUUUUCCUUUCCUUCCCUCUCUCCUCCUCUCCCCCAGCCCCUCUUUGUCUUCCUUCAUUCCUCCCUCCCUCUCCAACAGAAGAUUGAUCCCAACAUGCAGAGACUCUAUUCCCCAGAGUUUGACUCCCUCUCUCUAAUGCCCCCCCCACCCGAAGCUUUGCUCCCAGUCUGUAGUCUUAGAGGCGAUGGCUGUACGUACAGUAGUGUGAGAGCUGGAUGUGUUAUGUGUCGUACUCUCUGGGCCCGAGCGGUUUGGCUCUCGAGGACUCUGAAGGAAUGAAAUAGCGCCCCCCAAUGGGCUCACGGAGGAGAGACGUUCUGGCUGGCAGCUUGAUUCCCAUCCGUCUCUCACUUUAAAAAAAAAAAAACCUUAAAAAAAACACAAAAAACUAAAAAAAAAUGUUUUGUUAUAAGCCAUUAUUGCUGCUGCAAAGGUUAUGUUCUAUUACUGUGAGAUACAGUUUCUAUAUGUUCCUCUAUGUCUCCUUUGCUAAGUGCAUUCUGGGAAAUCUGCCCCCACCCCAAUGCACACACACUCACUCAAAGGCUUUGAGGAAAAAAAUUGAUUGUGCUGAUUUUAAUGUAGCUUUGCUUCUGUUUUACUUGUGUAUAUGUAGGAUUCCUGAUGGAGGUUUGGCCUUCAGAGCAAGUCCUUUGUCCCUGUGUCUUUCUUAACAGUAACCUGUUCAGACCACGAGGAAUAUUCCAGAACAACAAACCAAAAACAAUAAAUAAUCCAGUGCACCCACAGUCACAUCGACCCUUUCAUGUCACCUCCAGCGAACAAAUCGUGUUCCAGAAUGUAACCUCCCCCUCCGUCUCGAGCAGGAAGUCGUGCUUCUGUCAUACCGGACUUUUCCUGCCCAGACCAUGACUGGUCUGAAGGGGUGUGGUCUCAGGUGGGUCAGGUGCUGAUUGGUUUGACAUCACCUCGGCAACCAUCUGUUAUAAUGAGCCUGGCUCAAGUACAGAGAUAUAAAGGCCUCUUCUUAGGCCUGUAGCCUUUUAAAAACAAACUAGGAUGCUUUAUUGGGUAUGGCUUGCAUAUAAAGCUUCAAGCACAUAUCAGACCUGUGUAAGUGUUAGCUUAUGUUAAGAAGAGGAUGCAGACAGUCUAGGAUAACUGGCCACAAAUGAUUCCUCCAAAAUGAUACCGUAUACAGAAACUUCAAAGUGUGUUCCCAAGUAACCACGCUUGCAUAUCAAAGGUUUUUAAAUGAAUGUGCACUUUGGUCGGACUGGAAAGCAGGUAGCCCUUCAAUGCAUGUUAUGUAUUUCAAAAGACAGCAAUUCAUAGCAGCGGCUUGUUAAAUUUCCAUGUUUUUUUUUUCUCCCUUCAUCAAUCUGGACAAAUAUGCUAUCGACAGAGAAAUAAAAACAACACCGGGAGGAUUUAAAGGUUGUACAGUAUUUCCGUCAGUGUAGUGCAUGAUUAAAAGGCAUGCCGCUCUCGGCAGGUCCCCACGAUGAAAUGCUAAAUUAUUCAUGUGUGAGUCACAUAACCCACCCUUUGGGCACACACACACGCACACACGCGUGUACGCACACGCAUACACGCACGCGCACACACACACACACACACACACACACACACACAUUCUGUAUGUCUGUCUGUCCGUGCUGGAGGAGAACUUGACUGGUUUGUUACAAAAAUCUGUCUGUGCGAUGCCAUCUGUACAAAAUCCUUUUUUCAAAUGAUCUUUGUAAAGCACAAAUGUAUUCUCAUUUAAAUUAACAACAACAAAAAAAAAACAGGAAAAAAGAUGUGCUUUAUAUUGGAGUGCUGUGAUUAUCGGUUUUGACUGUGCUCUGCUUUUGUAUCUACUUUUAUUAUUUUUUGCAAAGGAUUGUGGGACUGAGGUGUGAUCCAUUGGGCCUGCAUACAUUUCAGUGGUUUAGUGCUUUUAAAGAGUCUUAGCCCAUUUCAUUUGCGUCUUGUGUUGCGGUAUGGCAUUGUAAUGCAUAUAAUGUAGAAGCACCCCCCCUCCUCCCCCCACAACCCCACACACAAAACACACUGAAUCUGUGAAGACGAAUAUAAAACUUUAAAACUAAUUUUCCAAAAAAAAAAAUGUAAUUUUACAUUUGUUUUCAUUUGUUUUUUACUAUUCAUAAUUUAUGCCUACUCGGUUUUGAAACCUAGCGCCAUAAUGCGUUUCCCGGUCAUAAAUACAUAAUUUUUUUUUUGCCUGUGUCUAACGAAGCCCUGCCCCUCGCAUGGUCUCGCCCCCGCUCCCCGAUUGAGAAGUUCCUCCGUUUCUUCGGCUGAUGGUGAGAAAAGGGUUCUAGCUGAGAGAUUAAUCACGGCAGCCGCUGGCUCUGGGCUACGGCAGGGCGGCGUGUCCACGCGCAGCCCGAAUCCUCUGCUGGCGUAGCUGGCGGUUUGCUGCGGCCGCCGUUCUGAAAUGGCUCAGCCGGAGGUGAUCGAUAUUUCUCGUUUGCCGCGCGCAGUAAUUACGGAGCGCUCUUUAAUUUAGCGAAGGGAAGGAACGGCGCUGACGCUCGGUUCAAUCCGCCAGUUCACCUCGGUCCGAACGGAGCGGCUUUAAUUAACAGCCACGGCGACGGGCGCCUCCUGUUUUUUCGCGGAGCUUUUCUCCUGGAGAACGGUUGGUCCCGCGUCUGCAUUCGCACCCGUGUGCGUGUGCGCACACCUGCGUCUCCACGUGCAGUCCUGUGUCUGCGCGCACACACACAUCAGUAUGCAUGUACACUCCUGCUUCUGUGUUCACACCUGAAUCUUCACACACACACACCUCAGUACGAGUGUACACUUCUGUUUCUGUGUUCACACUUGGAUGUGCACAUGCACACCUCAGUACGAGUGUACACUCCUGCUUCUAUGUUCACACCUGGAUCACCACAUGCAUGCACACCUCAGUAUGCAUGUGCAUACAGUCCUAUUUCUGCACACUACUGCAUAUUGUGUGCAUGCUCCCUACAACACUUUCGGGGGAAAUGGGAGUAAAGUUUAUCUGUGGCCUUAUCCCGUUAUUUUGCUGGCCUAGAGGUAAGCAUCGAUCCUCCAGCUCGCGCUGGCCGCGUCUCUGUUCGUCUCCGACCCUCAGCCGGCGGUGAGUGGUGCAUGAUGGGUAAAGGCCAGUCAUUACCCGCUGAGCAGGCAGCGCAGAAACAGGCUCUUCGCUGACGGUCCCCUGACGACUGUCUACCUGCGGUAAGAGGCGGGGGGGGGGGCGGGGGGGGGGGGGGGGGGAGUGAAACUCAUCCCCCGUUAGGCAUGUGGAGGGUCCCCUCUCCUCUGAGAGCUGAGGACGUGACGAUGGAAAGCGCUCCCCGUCCGACCUGCCAUUUCCUCCGAAAGGAGCAGGUAAUCAGAGGCUGCAGCCUCCACGCUUACCUGUCCCCCUGGAGUGGGCGGCUAAUGGGCCCUCUCUCCGUUUCUAUAUCCCCGUGGCAACCGUGACAUCACAGUCAACAACAGGCUAGCGAGGGCAACGUGCCCCAGCUCCGCCCACUAAGCUGAGCCGAGAGACUCGGCCCACCAACCGUAAAUGCGGGGGGCGUGAGGUUUGGCUAAUCUUGUGCCGCUUUCUCGCCUCAGAGGGCUGUGAAUGUCAGGUGAAAUUACCUGUAAUCCAGUCUUCCUUUCCGGAAUCAAGUUUGUGAGUCAGGCCGUCUCAGCAGUUGCCUGCUAUAUUUCUUUUUUUUUUUUUUUUUUUCUCGAUAAUCUGUCUAUAUUUUUAUGCUGUGCCAGUUCAUUGGCCUGGCUUGCAUGCUGGGGUCGGGGAUAUGUGUAGGUGCAGUACUUUACUGGACUUCCAGUCUGCGGUGGAUAAAGACAGGCACCUCGGGAGCAACAUGGUUGCUGUGAGGGUGGCGGUCUCGCCAUCUUAGGUCCAUUUCUGAACCAAGCAGUACCGAACAAAACAAAGCAGCAUUUCAAGUUCCUGUGCUACCCCAUUUAAGUCAGCUGUCUUUCGCCUUGUACUCUGGCUGAUAUGCAUUUCUUGGAGAACAUAGCUCUCCUUUAGAGUCUACGGCGGAUGCUAAAUUUAUAGUAUAAUAUCAUAUGUGCAUAUGUGUGUGUGGGGAGGGGUUUAAGGAUUAUCUUGGUGGCGGUGUGGGUGCAAUCUGAUUAACAGCCACUGCAUCCCUCAUGGUUUCUUGUACUUCCUGACCUGAACACUAACCUGAGAGGGGGGGGUGUCAGGGGUCAGGCAGACGACCCCCUUAUCCCACUCCAAACUGCUGACUGUUCUUAUGAGAAGCUGUGUGCACACAACGCAGACACGCCCUUGUUAUAGGUUAGCAAGCACAUUUCUGUUGCAGGUCCCAAUGUGUCUCACUUCUGUCACUGCUCACAGUGUCUUUAAAUGGCAGAGUCACACUGAAACCGGUCGGAGGAGCCAAACACAGACACACACACACAAAUAUACCAAUACACACACACACACACACACACACACUGCAUGUUCGAGACAAAUGGAAAUGUUCAUCUUUAGCCGGCUGUCCCUCGUAAACAAAAGAGAAGAGAAAUAAAAAAUGAAGGACAGCUGUGCAAAUUGUUAUUUUUCUGCUGUGUCUCACCCUGUCAUUUCCUCCGCGCAUUAUUCUUUUGUUUCAGGCAUCGAAAAACUUUCAAACUCUAAAGCGGAUUUAUUGUAAGAGAUGUGUAUAAAUUCAGCCGCGCACCCGUUUCAGUCCCAUGGCAGUCUGUUCUUCUUGUGCCGCAAACACCCCCAUCCCGCCCCCCACCCCCCCCCCCAUGUCUCAAGUCCCGUCUACCUGCCCGACAAGCAUCUCUCAUUUCCAGAGUGCAAUAACUCUCCUUGGUUCCUAUUCUGCCCAUUUUUAACCUCUUCAAUAUUAUUGACACACACACACACACACACACACACACCAAUAACAUAAAUGGCCAUAUUUGCAGAAGUCUUUGUUAAUUCUAUAUUUUUUACUUUGUAAAGAAAAACAGAAAAACGAUGUAAUAUAAUGCCAUGUAAAGGCUCUGUGGCUGUGUUUAUUUGCAUUAACGAGGUGUAUAAUUGAUAGUCUUAAAUGUAGUUAUAGAUCUGUAGCUCUUCACAUAUACAGUGUAGUGAGUUCUGAAUGUUUUUUCCCUUCUGGAGUUAAAAUGGAAUGUUGAUGUUUUUGGCUGAAUUUCUGAUUUCAAUGUAACGGUUCCACUAUGUUUGUCUGAAUAAAUUUGAGUCUGUCCUG